Molecule: messenger RNA, 363 nt
Organism: Brugia malayi
Lineage: Eukaryota; Metazoa; Nematoda; Chromadorea; Rhabditida; Onchocercidae
Gene: Bma-nbet-1
Exons: 2
Coding region: 1-363 (120 amino acids)
Biological process (GO): vesicle fusion with Golgi apparatus; endoplasmic reticulum to Golgi vesicle-mediated transport
Cellular component (GO): Golgi trans cisterna; SNARE complex
Molecular function (GO): SNAP receptor activity
Source: RefSeq, a predicted model, not a curated record
AUGGGUGAAAAUGACGAUGGAAUAUUUAUGGAACGUCGUAAUGAUGCCUUGGUUGAGAAGCUCUCCGGGAAGGUGGCUGCAUUAAAGAAGAUAACAAUAGCAAUUGGUGAUGAUGUACGAGAACAAAAUCGUUUGUUAAAUGAAAUGGAAACGGAUUUCGAUGCGUCGAAGGGUUUGCUUGGUUUAACGAUGCGGAAAUUGGAUCGAGUUGCUAAAACUGGUGGCAAACAUUUGACAUCCGAGUUGUUUUCAACUAAGAUGAUGCCAUCUUUGGAUCUUUGGGCGCAUGCUGAUGUUCCAUGGGAACUGCAAGCAAUGCAGGAAUCGUUGCGACAAAGAUUCCUUCGGCUCUUUCAAUGCUAA